UAGCGAGGUUAUUAUGUUUUGUUGAAGUGAGUGAGUGUGACUCUUCAUGGCUCUCCCCUCUCCUUGUACCCCAGCGUGAAAAUGAACGUGUGAAGAGAAGGCAAAUAAGAGAAAAAUAAUAAGGAAACAAAGAAGUGUAAAUAAACAGAGAACUAGAGAGAGAAGAGGAGGAAGCAGGAGGAAAUAGUGAGGAAUAACGAAGCAUAUAUAGAAGAAGUGAAAAGUUAAAGGAGACGAGAAAGAAGAGGAAGAAAAAUAUGAGAGAUAACCAGAAAGGGGGAAGAAAGGAAGACUAAGAUAAGAAGGAAGAAGAUAAAAGAAGAGAAGUAAAGAUGUCGAUGGGAUUAGGAGACAGCAAUACCUUGAUUAAUGGAGAUGGCGGUCGAGUCUCUGUCUUCUGGCUGUCGCGGACGGAUUUCGAGAAAAAAUUGUUGGUGACUGUGGUGGUGUUAUCCGCAGCUGUUUUGUCACUUAUCAUUGCCCUGGCUAUUGUCGCCUCAAAAGACUCAGGAAAUGUCCAGUUACAGUCACUCGCCUCUCACUUGGACAACAAGGUCGUGAACUUCCCUGAUCGCCUCCACGGGCUCACCACAACCACCGAUAGCUACGCCUACACACCCACAUCGUCUACGCCUGACGACUAAUGAAAAACAACCUCCCAUCUUUUCCACCCACAGUUGAAAUCAAACACCCACCUGCUUCCUUUAACCCUUCUUGCAUGUGUACAGUUCCACCCAAGAGGUCACAUCUCCCCGGAGUUUACUUUUUUUUACAGUUUUCUACAGAUACGAGAAUAUAAACACGUAACUCCUUCCCUUGCCCUCCUGCCUUGACCUGCACUUGUAUCGCUGUGUAGUAUAUAUAUAAAACAUUAAAUAGCUUAUCAAUUGUUUCA
This is a messenger RNA of Homarus americanus (American lobster), 895 nucleotides long. RefSeq lists its product as uncharacterized. The coding region runs from base 333 to 644 and encodes 103 amino acids. Lineage: Eukaryota; Metazoa; Arthropoda; Malacostraca; Decapoda; Nephropidae. The record is from RefSeq and is a predicted model, not a curated record. The transcript is spliced from 4 exons.